Messenger RNA from Perca fluviatilis (European perch), 2375 nucleotides. Its product is annotated as DNA ligase 1-like. The transcript has 12 exons. The coding region runs from base 432 to 1832 and encodes 466 amino acids. Gene Ontology annotation, molecular function: RNA polymerase II cis-regulatory region sequence-specific DNA binding; DNA-binding transcription activator activity, RNA polymerase II-specific. Lineage: Eukaryota; Metazoa; Chordata; Actinopteri; Perciformes; Percidae. Gene Ontology annotation, biological process: positive regulation of transcription by RNA polymerase II. The record is from RefSeq and is a predicted model, not a curated record.
AGCUCGCGGGGGGACGAUCAUCUUCAACAAUGACCUGUAGUCUCUGUUGGAUGUGAAGUUUCCUGCAGAAAUCUCUGUAUUUCCCAGUCGAAAAUAAAACUGUCAGACCACCCGCUUCGAAUGUUAUCAUUGGAUUGAAUGGGCGUUAUCAGUGGUUAUCAGACCACAGGGACAGGAUCCCCCACUGGCUUCCCACCUCUUAAUACUGCCAUUGGUUAUCUGUAGGGCCAAACCAGAAUCACCAGUGUCACCAUCUGAAACUGGAUCUGUGCAUUGGCGCGCAAAAUAUUUUUCUUCUUGCGCCAUCCAGUGGACAAAAGUAUACUUUUCACAGUAUACUGUUCUUCUGUUGUACUUCAAUAAGACUAAUAAGACUAAAUCGGUUAACUUACUUUUGUAAAGAAAAGGAAGAAGAAGAAGAAGAAAACGAUAUGGACAGGAGAAGUAGCACAAGGAACAGAAAGAUACCCAAAUAUCAAGAGUAUUAUGAUGACGAGGAGGAGGAGGAGGAAGAAGAGGAAUAUCAGGAAGACGAUGAGCAGCCAGCCACAUCCACCCAGAACACUCAUAACCAGAGAGCAGAGGAUAAUAGACUCUUGUCUGUAACCUGUGGAAACAAAAAUGGCAUCCUGCAUGUGAAAAAGCUAUACAGGGGUGAGGUGUGUAUCGAGUCUGAGGGCCGCUGGUUUUCUCCCGGUGCCUUCGAGGACUUUGGGGGUAGAGCCUCCAGUAAAAAAUGGAAAACAAGUAUUUCCCAUAAUAAAAAGCCUCUGCAGUUCUUGUUUGAGCAAGGUUUGUUGAACACCAGAGGAUUUAAAAAGAGAAGAACUGAGACUAUCAAGCAAAAGAAAAUCCUGUCACGUAAUUGCAUAUCAGAGAGCCAGUCUGAAGAGUCAGACAUACAGUCCACGGAAGAAUCGGAGGAAGACGACGUUAAAGAUGACAGCUGGUUUCCAGGCAGUGAAGAACUGACACAGGAGACAGAGGAGGGAGAUGAGGAAAGAGUAGAGGUUGAAGAUGGAGGGGACGUGGUAGAUUCAGGAGUUGACGAGAGCAAAAAAGAGGAAGAUGAAAUGGAAGCUGAGGAUAUGCCUCCUGUUGCUGAAAACGACGAAGACGACGACGUCAUCCUUUUGACAUCGGAGAAAAAUGAAUUGCAGAAGGAAGUAAAAGUCGUCCUCAAAAGGCUUCCAGAGUUUCAGACCACGAGAGAUUGUCAGCCCAGCGGCAUGGAGCAUCCACUAGAAGACAGCUGGUGUAAGCCAUUGGAUGGGGAUGCGGAAAGUGAAGAGGAGAGAGAGCACAGUGGUUCGGCAAAAGAUGACCCCGUUGAUCCCUCACACAUGUCGGACCCACCCAUCCUUGGGGGACAAAGUAAUGAAAGAAACGAAGAUGGACAGAGAGAAAUCAAAACUGGAACAACUCUGUGCACACCAGUGGCCUGGGCCCCGGACAUCCAACCUGAACUCCUGAAUAAACCUGAAGACAUCGGCUCAACCAGCAAUCACACUGCCGAACUCCGAAUCUCCCCUGUUCUGUUAGUCACACAGGGAACCGAAAAUAGAGAUGUCGCCACAAACACAGAACCCAUUCAGAGAGAUGCCACCUCCUCUGGCCAUGAUGCAGCACAAUCACAAGUGAUCAAAAUAGAGAAAAGUGCCUCAGACAGCACUCAGGCCUCCGACAUAGUGGAGGGUCCAAUCUCCACUCAGUCUAAUCUGGAUACAAUGGACCUUGACCAGCUGAAGAGAGAGAAAAUAAAAAUGCAACUAAAAGUUUUUAAGUUGCAAGAUGAAUACUACACUCUGAAAAUUAAGAAACUCAAAAAAUGAAAUUCUUUUCAUUGGAGCCUAACUGUAAGGUUGACAAUAUGGACAAGCUUGCAUGGUGCAGCCACAACCAAAACAACCCUUUGACAACUGGAUACAAUCGUGUUGGCUAGUUUUAAAAGGACUAUGACAGUGACAUCAUCUUUUUCCAUUAAGAAACUGAAAGCAAAAUACAACCAAGCAUAAAUUGUUAUAUAUGACUAUAAAAAAGGUAACAGAAAUGAAAUCUUACAGAUAUGUAUUGAAAUCUGAAAUUGUUAUCCCAAGUCUUGGCAAUCAGGGGAAACAAAAAUAAACUCUGUAACUAACAAAAAUAUGAAACAAUUUGAUUUUUUCCCCCCAUAAAAGUCCAUACGCUUUUAUCCAAAAAGUUAUUUGUGUCAUCCUCGAUGCAUUAUCUGUCUGCUAUUUGACAUCAGUAGGCCGAAUCACACUCAAUUCAAUCUCUAGGCUCCUAUCUGCUAGGACCAAUGGUGGAUGAGAUCAAUAGACCUUUUUCACGGCAGACAUGUUGACAUAUCAUAGUAGGAAAAGCACGGGUGUAUU